AGCUAGGCUUGGUUGGUGAACAUCCCUCUCUAUGAACGCAGAAAAAAAAUGAUGCAAUAUUAUCAUCCGUGAAAUUGAUGUAAUAUUAUCAUCCGUGAUUUAUACAGUGCAGUACAACGGGAUACUUGAAGUGGGCGGAACCGCGGAAGUAAAUGAAAGCCAUGAGAUUCCCACCCCAAAGAGGAAACAAGAAUCCAACACAACACUCCCGCGCAUAUUAGCCUUCAACCACAUCGUUUAUCUAUCUUGCGCCUCAUCCAUCAAUUCGUCAUGGCUCUUUCCACGGCUCUUCAGCCCAAUCUUCCAUCAAAGUUCUGCUUCGUCAGGCUUGACAGGAUCCAGAAGAGGUUUGCUUUUGUCACACACCAACGGAAAAGGACCUGUGCUGUGUGGAUAAAAUCGGUCUUGCAAGAAGGGAAUCCAGGUUUCAGUGACAGUGAAGCAACUGAACCUUCCAUAACUAUUCUUGAAAGGUUGUAUGACCAGAAACAGAAACUGGAAAAGCAGACAUGUGAAGAUCUUAAUCUUACUCAGGAUCUUCGGUCGGAACUUGGGAACUUGGACUGUGCUCUUCAGGUAGCUUGGGCGGUCUUAAAGAAAAAAGAAAAAGAUCUAAGAGAGGCUGAAACGAAGGUCAUGUUAGAAUGUAAUGAAUUGAACCAAGCAAAAGAGGAGUUGGAUAGGCGAGAGGAGGAAUUAUCAGCUGCUUCUCUCAAGCACAAAACACUGGAGGAGGAACUGAAGCAGUUUAAUACAGACUUGACUAGGCAAGCAACUGAGAUCGAAGAUCUUAAACUGCAAGUUAAGAAAAAGGAUCAGGAUAUCUCUGUGGCUCAGUGUGCAUUGUCCUUGAAAGAAGAAGAAAUUAAUAAAUCGGUGAAUGAAUUAAUAAGGAAGAGCGAGGUUUAUGCAAAUAUAGAAAUUGAACUUAAGUACAGGAAUAAGCUUCUUAAUGCUGCAAACAAUGUUGUAAAAAGGCAAGAACUUGAGGUUCAAGAGCUUCGACAAGGAAUACUAGUGGAGGAGAAAGAAGUUGGAGCUUCGUUGAAUUUGAGAAAAGUGGAAAACGAGAGAUUGGAAGUUGCCGAGGCCAAUCUGGAGAAGCAGACAACAGCGUGGUUAUUAGCACAGGAAGAACUAAAGAAGCUUGCUUAUGAAGCCUCUAAGAACGGAAGAGAAGCAAAUAAAACUGUUGCAGAGUUUAAAAGAGUAAAAAAGCUUCUUGCUAGUGUUAGGUCUGAGUUGUUGUCAACUCAGAAAGGUCUUUCUUCGUCCAGAGAGAAAAGGAAUGAACAACAACAGGUACUAGAGAAACAGCUUAUAGAACUUGAAGAGCAAAGGAGCAACGUGGCUACUUAUAUGACAAGUCUAAAAGAUGCUCAAAUAGAAGUAGAUAGUGAAAGGAUUAUGCUUAGGACUGCAGAAGCUGAGAAUCAUCAGCUUGAAGUAUACCUUCAGCUGAAGAAGGAGCUUAUCAAUGGUUUACAAGUGGAGUUGAAUGAAGAGAAAUCUGCAGUGCAACAUGCAAUAGGAGAGAUGUAUUCUCUUCAGGAGCAUCUAAACAAGAGAGUUUCUGAUCACGAAGCAUCAGUAAAGCUUCUUCAAGUGAAGGAGGAAGAACUGGUAGAAGGUAGACUGAAGAUUCAGCAUUUGAGCUCUGAGAAGCGCUCUCUUCAGCUUAUACUGGAAGAGAAAAAUUUGGAACUGUCUAAUACAAGGAUUAUGUUGGAAGAUGUAAACCAGGAGAUGAAUGAGCUAAGCAGUUUCAUGGAUGGAAGAGAGGACCAACUUCAUCAAGCGACAACCAUACUGAAGGAGACAGAGGAACAUGCUCAAAAAGUCCAACAUGAACUAACUGAUGCAAAGAUAAGAUUAUCUGAAGCAGAAAUUGUUGUUGAACAGAUUGCGGAGCUUACUGAGGAUGAAGAUUAUGAUUCACAGAACCUCUGUUCUGAGAUGGAGCACAAAUUUCAUGAUCUACGGGAGAAACCUAUUGAUGUUUUUAAAUGGAAAAAAGAACAGCUUGAGACUGUACUUGAGAUUACACGGGAAAGUCUUAGAUCAAAAGAAAUGGAAGUUCUUGCUGGUCAGAGGGCUAUUACAAUCAAAGAUGGGGAGCUUGAGAUGGUACUGCAAAGACUAGAUGAAAGAGAGAAGGAACUAAGGAUGGUGAAGAAAGCAUUAGACAGUGAUGUUAACCAUCUUCAGGACCUCUAUACUUUAACACAGGGGAAAUUUGGCGGCGAAAGUGUCGGAGACCUGGCAUUCGAAAAGCUACAGUUGGAGGCAGCACAAUUAGAAGUUGAAGCGGCAACUACCACACUAGGAAAGCUGACUGAAAUGAGUCAACAGCUUAUAAAUCAGGCUCAUUUGAACAUGGAGGUCGAUUACAACAUACAAGCAGUUACCCAUGAACCUGGGAUAAAUGCAAACAAGGAAUCCUUUAGUAAUGUCCAAGCCGAACUUGCACAGUUCUCUGCUUUAACAGAUCAGCUUGUCAAGCAAGCUGGUAUAGUUGAUGAUUUGCUCUAAUGGAUAUGGUUUGGAAAUUAGUGGCUACGUUAUGUAUAGUUAUGUAGCUAAUAGGCUGAUGUAGUGUAUUGUACUACUAAUUCCAGGGUUUAUAGAUGUAUCUUGUAUCAUAAUACAAGAUCUACUGUAUAUGCUGAUUAUACGCAGAUUCUUAUUUUACUUGAAUUCAAGUCAGGAAUCGUCGAGGAAUAGAUAA
Molecule: messenger RNA, 2728 nt
Organism: Daucus carota subsp. sativus
Lineage: Eukaryota; Viridiplantae; Streptophyta; Magnoliopsida; Apiales; Apiaceae
Exons: 2
Coding region: 271-2532 (753 amino acids)
Source: RefSeq, a predicted model, not a curated record